Galleria mellonella (greater wax moth) is the source of this 3010-nucleotide messenger RNA. RefSeq lists its product as uncharacterized. The transcript has 2 exons. Lineage: Eukaryota; Metazoa; Arthropoda; Insecta; Lepidoptera; Pyralidae. The record is from RefSeq and is a predicted model, not a curated record. Bases 200 to 2524 code for a protein of 774 amino acids.
GUUAUGACAUAUAACUGUCAUAAAUUUGCCGAUUGGCCGAAUGCCGAAUUUUAGAAUGAAUUCUGUAAUAUUUUGUAAUUCUGUAAUAUAUAUUCAUGAAUAAGAAUAAAAAAAAUAUAUAAUUUAGUAUAUUAAAAUCAAAGCAACAUGUUAAACAGAUUUGGUUAAUAUUAUCUAUCAUCUUACGUAUCUCUAUAAAAUGGUUGGAAAGAUUUGUACAGUGUGUAAAAACUGCUCUUAUCUUAACAGGCACUUGUCCUUCUUCACAUAUCCAGGAGAUCCUGAACGGAGGUACGAGUGGCUCAAAGCAGUUGAUCGGCUAGAUUUAUUAGAUAAGUUGGAUAAUAACAAAACCAGAGGCAAUCACCGGAUAUGUGAAGCACAUUUCGAAGACAAAUAUGUGAGACGAUCAGUAGUUUGUGAGGGCAGGAAAUUUUUAACAAAAAAUGCUUUCCCUACACUUCGAUUGGAGAGUCCUCACACUGUCCGAUAUAACAAUUUUGUUAAUCCACCAGAUUUGUUAUCUGAUAGUUAUAAUGAAUAUCAUCCAGUGUUACAGCUGAACCAUUUUGAGUCAUAUGAAAUGCCCACUGUAAGUGAAAGAAGUACUCCAAGUCCACCGCCCUGUACUGACCUGUCAGAGUUUUGUGAAAGUGUCAUUAAAGUAUCAAAAGGGACCCAAACUCCUGACAGCAACAGAAGAAAAAUUGAAUAUGAAACUGAUCUCUCUACAAAGAAAAGAAAAAUUGAAAUGAGUGGUACUAACUCAUUGUUUAUACAAAUGUGUGACAAAUUUUUACCUAAAGGCAUGUCAACAUAUAUAAAAUGGCAUCUUAGUAGCGACAAAAAUGUGAAUAGAGUCAAUUUAAUGAGUCUUUUUUCAAUUAACUUAUAUUAUUCUAGUCCUAAUUCAUAUGAAAUGUUAAGGAACAUGUUGAGUCUACCCACAGUUGAUGAUUUGAAAUAUUUUCUUGUUCCAAAAACCACUAGAUUGUCCAGUGAUCUUCUGAAAGCUAUGAAAAGCAAAGUUAAUUGUAUGUCUGAAAAUGAAAAGAUCUGUAGCAUUUCUGUUAGCAGCAUGUUUCUCAAGCCAAACUUAUAUUAUGAUAUUAAAUCAGAUAGAAUUAUAGGCUUGCAUGAUGUUGAUGGAAACCAAAGCAUUAAAUUGGCCAAAUAUGGGAUAGUUCUUAUGGCACAAGGCAUAGUGGAAGAUUGGAUACAGCCCAUAGCUUAUUCUUUCAUAUCAGACUAUGACUAUUACCCAGAAGUGUCUGUGUGGAUUGAUGAUAUGAUUGCAGCUUUAAUUGAUAUAGGUUUAGAUGUGAGAACAUUUGUGUCAGAUCCAAGAUCUGAGUUUCUAUAUGCUUCAGAGUCCCGGUCUGUCACACCAGACAAACCUUAUUUUUUAUUGAAUAACAGAAAUAUUUUUUAUAUAUAUGAUACAUUACAGUUGCUUAGAGUAAUUAGAAAUAAUUUGAAAUCUUGUGACUUUUAUCAUAACGGGGAAACUACAGGUAGUGUGGACACAAUGGACUUUUGCAAAAUGUUGAACGAUCUAUGUAGCUUUUUGAAUGCUGAAUCGCCUCAUCAAAGUGCAUAUACAAAUACACAAGUACAAGCAAACUUCAUGGAAAAUAUGGUUUCAAUAUUUCAAACAUUAAAAGUUGUAAGGAAAUUCGAUGGUGCAGAUGUAACACAGAAUAUGAAGUUUAUAGAAGGCUUCCAGAUAACAAUUAAUUCUGUAAUGCAACUGUACCACGACUUGAACAGUAUAGGUAUAAGUUUCUUGAAAACGAACCGUUUAAAUCAUAAUAAAGUACAUAUUUUUUUCAAAAAAGUAAAACAGCUCGGAGGGAAGGAUGAAUGUACUGCUAGGGAUUUCAACAAAUGUUUCGUUAGGAAAUUUGUUGGUAACAUGUUACUGCGACCGCUAGGGUCAAAAAAAUAUAGUUUAGCUACUUCCUUUGAAAUGGAAAAGUUUUCAGAUGAACUAUUUAAUACAGAUGACUGUAAGGAGUCUGAUGAAAAUGUUAACAAACCUUUAAAGAUUUUCACCACAGACUACAGGAUAGGGCUGCCAGAUAAGAAUGCAUUUGUGUAUGUCUGUGGUUAUUGUUAUUUGAAAUGUUUAGAGCACCACUGUUGUGAUAAAUUAAAAGUAUACUUGAAACACUACAGAGCAAUGUCGGACGAUGAGGAGGAAUCCAGAUUGUGCAGUGUUAGAUUGCAGAUAAAUGUUAAAAACUGCAAAAUACUCCCACCAGAUAGUUUUACUGAGUUUUUAAUGCUAUUAGAGAAUAAGUUUAAAGAAUAUUUCCAAUCACACUUACAAAUUACAAGCAUAGGGCAAGAAAUACUGAAGGAAUUAAAAAUGUACAGUUUCGACUCUCCUUGCCCUUGCUUUCCUAUAGACUAUUUGAAGAUGUUAUUUGUAAGGGUGAGAUUGUUUUAUACAAUUAGAAAGAAUAACAAAUCGUUCAGAAGAAAGAAAGGUCCUAAGUUAUUCAGGGUGUAUAGUUUAUAAUGUUCUCUGUAGCCUUACUAUAAAUGGUGAGCAAGUGAUUGUGAAUCACUUUUUAAAAUACUAAUUAUUUAUGAGAAUCUUUAUUGUAUUGUAAUGUACAGUACAGUUAUAUUGUUAUAUAGUUUUUUAUUGCUAUGAUUAAAAUAAGAUUGACCUUUAUGGAUAAGGGAUAAGUGAAAAAACAUAUUGAAUUAUUCCAUGUUCAUGAAUGAAUAAUACUCUUUGUAAUUAGGUCAAAUAGGUUUUUGUUUCUAUUAUUAAUAAAUUACUAGUCAAUUUCUUAUGUUUUAAACAUUACUAUUGAUUGCUUAUUAUUGAUAUUGUUAUUAUUAAAUGUCUCAGAGUAAGCAUUAAUGCAAAUAUUUUUUUAUAAUUUUUAGAAUUAUUUAUUAUUAAAAAAUAAGCAAUGAUAUUUGUAAAUCUAUUAUUUUGUUAUAAUUAAAUCUGUAGUCAAGAUAAUACUUUUAAUAUAUAGAAGGAUAAUGA